This is a messenger RNA of Mizuhopecten yessoensis (Yesso scallop), 1996 nucleotides long. RefSeq names its product AP-4 complex subunit sigma-1-like. The transcript has 6 exons. Gene Ontology annotation, cellular component: intracellular membrane-bounded organelle. Gene Ontology annotation, biological process: vesicle-mediated transport; protein transport. Lineage: Eukaryota; Metazoa; Mollusca; Bivalvia; Pectinida; Pectinidae. The record is from RefSeq and is a predicted model, not a curated record. Bases 153 to 578 code for a protein of 141 amino acids.
CCACCCUUUUCCCCACAAUAAUAAAGGCAAAUCACCAUUUGGAAAUGAUUCAUACUGUAACCUAAUCAUUGCAUCAAUACGAUAUAUAAAUGCAGUCUAAGAAAUGUAAACUGGGGUGAAGGAUAAAGAUAAGCAUCAUCUUCAAAGAUAUAAUGAAGUUCGUUUUGGUGGGAAACCGAAUGGGAAAACUUCGGUUGUGCCGAUUCUUUGGCAGUGACAGCCUGAAGUCACGGUCUAUAAAAGAACAAGACGUGAUAAGGUUGUGCUUGAAAGAUCAGAAACAGGAGGGGUUUGUCGAAUACCAAGAUACUAUGCUGAUUUAUAGACUCUACACAAAUCUUAUCUUUAUUGCUGGCACAUCAUUGACUGAGAAUGAACUAGCGGUGAUGGAAGUCCUACAGAAUUUUGUUGAAACAGUCAUCAAGUAUUUCGAACAAGUUUCAGAGGAGGAUUUUGUAUAUAAUAUGGACAAGAUCCACAUGAUCCUUGAUGAAAUGGUGGUUUCUGGAGAAAUAGCAGAGACCAAUAAAUCAAGAGCACUGCUCCCUCUCCAGCUUAUGGAUGCCACCAGGAGAUAGUGUUCACCAAGAUCCAUUUGUGUAAGAUCUUAAUUCCCAUGUCAGAUCUCUGCCUAAACCAAUAGAAAUAAGCUGUUUCUGGAGGAGUGUGACCUCACACAGCUAUAGCUGCUAAAACCAUCUAAAAGAAGCAUGGUAUCACAGAUUCAUAGAGUUGAAGCCAUUCCAGGAGAGUUAUGACCUCAGAGAUGUAAAACUAUUGAAGAAGAGUCUAGGUUUAACAAAGAAUAGCUAUUUCAGGAGAGAUGUGACCUCACACACAUUUUACAUGAAGCAUUCCUGUACUAAGGGUAUUGAAUUUGAAGAAAAAAAGUGUGAGACUUGACACAAGGUGCAAAGAGCGUGACCAAAUAAGGAAAAUUGAUGUUAAUCUUUAAAAGCUUUGAAAGACUGCUCCUUCAUAUAGGUUACCAGAGUUUGACUUGGUAUUAAGUAUCCCUGGGCAAGGGGAAUUGGGUUUUAUUUAGAUCAUUGAAGUCUGCAGAAGACAGAUGAUUACCAACUAAGAGCCCAAUAGAGGAAAAGAAUAUUAUUUCCAAAAACACUACUUUUGAAUGAAAUGAAUUCUAUUUUGAAUAAAUAAAGAUGGUGAUUAUCACCCGUCUGCCUCUGAGGUACAAGGAUUGGGCCAAAUAGAGGAAAUAAGGAUUUAUCAUCAAGAGACAAUUGAAAAAUAUGACGAAAUAUUUUGAUUUUAUUUGCUAUGACAUAUCCCAUGUCCAAAAUAAAUCAAUGUUAUGUUGGGCCCAUCCUCCCAUCCGGGGCAUAAGUUUUUAAAGUUUUUUAAUGAACACUUCUGAAGAAUAGGUUGACAUGUUUUAACUUUUCCAUAUAGAAUUACAGGAAAAUGCACAAUCAUAUUGCUGAAUUAUUUGAUACAUGUACUAGCACAUUUUCAGCUUUUAGAUUUAAUUUGUUCGUUAGGAAUACAUAUCAGGACCCAGUUGUUCAAAAGGUGAUUACCUUAAUCAGUGUUAAGUGCAAAUUUUAUUUUUUUGUGUUUUUUAGCCGAGUAUUUUUAAAACUCAGCCACAAUAUGAGUUCAAAAGUUCCAGAUAGAAAAUAUUUAGUAGAGUAAAAUUAGAUGCAAAAUUACAGGUUUUUACCUUGUAUAAUGACAAAAAUAUUAGAGGUUGAAAAUGUCGUUAAACAGUGAAUAAGUAUAAUGACCUGUUCUCUUGUUGUUUGUGUAUUGUGUAGAUACCUGUAUGUAUACCGUGAUGAUGACCGUGAAACUGGAGAAAAAUCUAACUAUAUCACUUAUAUUUCCCAGUCACUUAACUUUGCUCAUUCACGUUUCACUCAUGUGUACUCUAUAACUAAUUGUAAGCAUAAUGAAUGAGUUUGUGAUUGAUACUUUGACAGAAUUAUGGUAUUAUUGAAUUUCGUCUUGAAAUUAAAAGUCUGACUAUGCCGUU